AUGAUCGAGAGCCAUGCCGCAUCUAUGAGAGGCGACGAUCCUGGUCUUGAUUUAUUGCGAAAAGGCAUAGUGAGCCUGUCUACCACCUUCUUCGGUAGCCAGCAUCGACAGGGCAAUAUCACGACCAAAGGCUAUCAAAAGUAUGGUCAGGUGUUGCGGCAGCUCAAUUUACAUCUUGCUCGUACAGAGCUUCAGACAACGAACGAAACAUUACUUACGUCGCUGUCUUGUAUGCUUCUCGAGAUCUUCUUACCUACUGGACCAACGAACUUUCUGAAACAUCUGCGAGGUCUCGACGCCAUUGCAAUGCUACGAGGCCCGCCCAAUGAGUCUGAAGGCAUCAACGCUAUCAUCUUUCGGGGCUUGCGCAUUCUUUCGAUCGUUGGAGCACUUGCGGAAUCCAGGCCCUCUAUAUACGCUACCGAGGAAUGGAAGCGAAUUCCGUCUGCACAUUCCAACGAGUCGGGUCUCUUCCAACACCACGUUUUCUCCAUCUUGGCUGACUGCACCCGCCUCAUCAGCCAGCGGAAUGCUCUACUGCGCUCAAAAGCAUGUCCAGAGAGCUUUGAAUCUUUGCUUACCGAAGUGGAGGAUGUGCUUAACAACUUGGAAGCGCUACGUCCAUUCUGGGAUGUCUUGAACCGGAAUCAACUAGCGGAAACGACUGAGCGAUCUGACAUGGCGAAGAUACUGGGAGUGGCCAACCAUGUUUCUGCAACAGCAUUGAUGCUUUACAACACCGCAUACAUAUGCGUCAUUCAGAUCAAAGAUUCCUUAUCUCCAUCGCCUGUCAACACCGCACUGCGAAACGCCGCCGCGAUGAAAAUCGCCAAAUGCCUGGAGUUGAAAGAGUACGAGCAGCGGGAAGCUAUCAAGGUAGCCUGGCAAGCUUUGGGUGGGUUCAACUCGCCGGAAGGGAAGCGCUUAGCACAUACUGUCAAGUCUGCCACCAAUUCCGUCUUUGCACGAGGAUCUACGCUUUCUGAUGCGUCGCACUUUGCCCAUCAUGUUGAAGAGUCGCUAUUCUCCAAAUUCCUUGGGAGGAUACCUCUUAUAGCACCGGAUGGCGCAGCGUGUGUUGGCAACGAAUUCGGCUUGUGGCCUGAUGGGCCUCCAGGGGUCAUCGAAUUCAGCAUGCAACAGCUAAGCACGCCCUCCGAGUUCUUUUCAGAGACCACGAUCGCGCCGCUCUGA
Messenger RNA from Alternaria viburni, 1194 nucleotides. RefSeq lists its product as uncharacterized. The record is from RefSeq and is a predicted model, not a curated record. NCBI's taxonomy places the organism in Eukaryota, Fungi, Ascomycota, Dothideomycetes, Pleosporales, Pleosporaceae. The coding region runs from base 1 to 1194 and encodes 397 amino acids. The transcript is spliced from 2 exons.